CGUGAUGCUGAGGUUUCUGAGGGUGCCUGUGUGGUCCCAGCUCCCUGCGAGGGGGGUGCGUACGUGACCUGGGGUUUGCUGCUGGCUCUAUAAAUGCCCCAGGACUGAGGCUCGAGCACUGUCACUUUCCCAGGAUGGUGACGAUGCUGAUCCUGAUCCUGCUGCCGGCGGCCUUUCUCCUGCCCCCCGGGGCUGGGGCUGGUGAGAUCAUCGGGGGCUGGGAAGCCAAGCCCCACUCCAGACCCUACAUGGCCUAUCUGUCAAUACGACGCGGACACAAGACUAUUUUCUGUGGAGGGUUCCUGGUGUCAAAGAACUUCGUGCUGACGGCCGCUCACUGCAAGGGAGACAAGAUCAAUGUCACCCUGGGAGCCCAUGACAUUACCAAACGGGAAGGGAGCCGACGAGUGAUCCCUGUGAGACGCCAGUACCCCCACCAGGAUUAUAACGAGAAGUCCCUUAACAAUGACAUCAUGCUGCUGCAGCUGGAGCACAAGGCAAAGCUCAAUGAACAGGUCGGGCUCAUCCCGCUCCCCCCGGCUCAUCAGGGAGUGCAACCAGGGACCGUGUGCAGUGUCGCCGGCUGGGGCCGGACGAGCGCACACAACAAGGAGCUCCCCCAUAAACUCCGGGAGGUGGAUUUGAAGGUGCUGGAUGAUCAGACGUGUCUGAAGUAUCCUGGUGGGACAUAUUCUAAAUAUAACACCUACACGAUGAUGUGUGUGGGGGACCCAAAGGAGAGCAAAGCCUCUUUUAAGGGUGACUCUGGGGGCCCCCUGGUGUGUGGGAAAACAGCCCAGGGCAUUGUCUCUUGGGGGCCUGUCAGUGGGAGCCCCCCAAGGGUCUACACAAGAGUCUCCACCUUCAUCCCCUGGAUACAGGCCACGAUGAGGAGGCUGCAGCCCUGAGCCCUGCUGGGAAUCGCUACGUGGGCUGGAUCUGCGACGCUUCUACCCUUUGCAUUGGCCCAGAUGCAGGCCUGCUUUGCAGAGGGGCUGAGUCCCCCCAGGCUGAUCUCCCCCACCCCAGACACCGCUCCUCUCAGGCAGUGCCCCUCCCAUGAGCAUCAAGGCAGGGAGCCUCGGGGAGUUAUGAGCCAUGUUCAAUUCGAACUCCCACAGCUCCCUUGGCAAUCCCAACCCAGGGUCUUAGGCUGCGUCUUUCCUAGGGAACCAGCUGGUUUAUUUACCCAGGGGUAACGGACAUGAUCCAAACCCUGGGACAGACCUGGCAGUUUGUAGCCCUCCCCCAUGUCAGCCAGUUGAGUGACCGUUUAUGGGAGAUCCUCGUCAUUACCUGACCUGCUAACUCCUGUUAAAACUGCAGCCUGCCCUGUCCUCACUGGGCCUUUUCCACCUGUUUUUUCCCCCGGGGUAACCACCGCCCAUUCCAAAGACACCUGUUCCCAGCGCCAACAAGGAGAGCGGGAGUUUGUUCAUGGGAAGGGAAAUUGGGAAAUUAUGCACCAAACUGAUUUCAGCUGAAAUGACAGCUCUGAGCACCUCCCCCUAACCUCCGCUGCCCUGCCCAUCCACGCAGCCUGGUGCAUUUCGCUCGCUGCUUCUUAGCCAGCAAUGAGUAAAAAUGAAGUUGCAAAACAAUGAAUUGGUGCCUUCCUGGGAACUGAAUGAAUGCCCCCCAGCCUCGGACUCCCAGCUAACUUAUACCUAGCAGGUGUACCCAGGGUUUUGGGCCUGGUGGUGAAUUCACCCCCUGGGUUUGAGUAAUUCAUGCCGGAUCUGCUAGAAAGACAAGGAAAAUCAUCAGUGAAAAAGCAAAUCACUGUGUGACUGAUAUUAACUCUGGUAUCCCACCACUGACAUCUAGGCCAACUCCCUGCCAACAGGAGUGCACUUUAGGCCCACUGGAGGAGAAAUCAGUACCAGGGUAUUCUUAGUUUCCCUUGUACGUCAUUCCCCUUCCACUCUGCACCUGUCUGGGGACAGAGGGGUCACAAACAGCAGGCAGGCCAGUCCUCUCUAUCAGGCAUCUCAGCCCAGAUUCAAGGCCUGAUCCCAAAGAGACUCUGUGUGUCCUCCCAGCCCGACUGACUCUAAUCAAGGGCUAUUCAGGCAGGAGGCAAACUCCAUUGCUGUUUGCAACAGCUCCCCUGCAAAGAAAAUGUAUCACAAACCUAGCCCAGUGCAGCAGGGAUCCAUGGACCGGCUCUGAUGCUCUGGGAAGAGACGUCUCAGACUGGGAUACGGCACCAUCUGCCAAUGCCUAUUAGUGUCAUCUCAUUGUUCCCCUGGUUCUUCCCCGUCAGCCUGUCUGUAGCCACUUGUUUUCUCCUGUCCUAUACCUAGACUGUGAGCAAGUGGGGACAGGGGCCAUCACUGUGUUUUGUGUUUGUACAGCACCUGGCACACUGGGGUCCUAGGCCAUAGCUGGGAGUCCACCUAGGUGUUACUGCAAUACACCUAACAAGUCACCUACAGCGGCAAUGGGAUUCUUUGCCAUGACUGGGUCUUCUAGGCGCUACCAUAAUACACCUAAUAAACCAUGUACAGCACCCAGCACAAUGCAGCCCUGGUCAUCUGACAGUCCUGGACCUGCUCAAAGUCUCAGGUUGGACGCCAGAAACCAGAGUCACCCCAGGAUCCCAGCUCAAGCUGCCAUCUGAUCUGCAGGUGUCACAGCACUGAGCAGUGUGGUAAAUGCUGACAAAGCCAGGGCAGGUGCAGGGAGCAAGCUGGGGCACUUAGUGAGCUGGGCCCAGUCACACCCCAGCGGUGAGAAUCCAGCAGAUGCAGCAUUCUCCAUCCCAGCCCCAGGGAAGCGGACUCCUCCCCAGAUCCGGGACUGUGUCCUGGAGAACUGGGGCUCAACAAAGGAUCUAGGGGGGCUUACAGUGAACAAGCAACACCAUGAACUCCCCAUGCACCACUGGGGCAAAACUGGCCAGAGCCUGGGCUGUAAGAACAGGGGCAUAGGAGCAGGGAAGGGAUUUUGCCUCUCUAUGCAGCAUUGGUGAGACUAAUACCGGCCCUGGGAUGGGGGACAGGCUGGCUCAGGGGAGUGGGGAAUGGACUUGGGGCCUUUCCCCUGGGGGGGUGGGGGCUAGCUCUGAUACAGCCUCAUGGCAGGGGACUGGCUGGUUCAGGGGGUACAGAAUGAGCCGUGGGGCCUCCCCUCUAGGGCAUCUCUGUGCUGCUGUCACUGUUCCAAGCACCAAGUUCUGCCCUUCCCCAGCUCGCCUGUUUCCGUGGGCUGUGGGUAACACUGAUCGGUAUCGGUGCUGGGUGAAAAAACACACCCCUGUCCCCUGUGUGUGAGAUGGAGGCCGGUGGCUCUGAUCACCCUGAUCCUAGCGCCCCACCCCAGACAUUGUGUAUUGUAAGGGACUGCGGAAGACUCAGUGACGGCCUAGCUAGGGAGGAACGCUUUCUCGUGCAGACGGUUACUAUCGGUCAGUGGCGGACAUGAGGAUCCGGUCGAAACUGCCCACAACCGGCCUCGACUACCUCGUGUGGCCCCUUGCCAGUAAAGAAGCACAACCCCUUAGUAAUUAUAUAUGAGCUAAUAAUGUUAAGUGUAUAUUAAUGCCUGCUAUCCAGCCCUUCGUUGGACUCCGUCCCAGGCAUUGCUCCGGUGUGCUGGGCUCUCCGCCUCGGUGACAGCAACGCUUGGAGUCCCCGUUGCGGGUGUGUCACUUACCUUCAGUAAAGCCACUAAUUCGCCGCUU
Chelonia mydas (Green sea turtle) is the source of this 3685-nucleotide messenger RNA. Its product is annotated as duodenase-1. Gene Ontology annotation, biological process: proteolysis. The transcript has 5 exons. Gene Ontology annotation, molecular function: serine-type endopeptidase activity. The coding region runs from base 135 to 908 and encodes 257 amino acids. NCBI's taxonomy places the organism in Eukaryota, Metazoa, Chordata, Testudines, Cheloniidae. Gene Ontology annotation, cellular component: cytoplasm; intracellular membrane-bounded organelle. The record is from RefSeq and is a predicted model, not a curated record.